AUGUCAUUCCAGGCACGGCAAAGCGUUCGACCUCUCGACCCCCCUCCUCAAUACCGUACGACAACCAACACCCUCGGUGGCUAUGGGCUGUCCGCACCCCGGAUGCCCCAAACCGUGACUAGCUAUUUCGGGAACGACCGCACCCUCCCCAUGUAUAAAGAUAAACCGUAUUUCGCGCCGCGGCGCACGGUCCCGAGGCGGCGGUGGAGACUCCUGCUCAACGUGCUGGGCGUGUGUACAUUGAUCUACCUAUGGUAUUAUAAAGGGUCUCUGCUUUCGUGGAAUAGUACGGCACCUUAUGAGGCCCAGGACAAAGGGCUAGAGCUUUGGAAGUGGGUUCAGAGUUUGGACGAUACUGGCGCAUCCAAGGGGUCUGUGGAUUGGGAUGAAAGACGAGAGAAAGUACGGGAUGCGUUCGUGGUCAGCUGGGAGGACUACGAGAAGAAUGGCUGGGGCUACGAUGAGUAUGGUCCGAUAUCCAACAAGCGUCGAAAUAUGGUCGAAGGCGGAAUGGGCUGGAUCAUCGUCGACGCGCUGGAUACGAUGAUCCUCAUGAACCUCACGAAGCCGGUUCAGCAUGCGCGGGAAUGGAUCCACACCUCGCUACAAUACAACCAAGACCACGACGUGAACACAUUCGAGACGACCAUCCGCAUGGUGGGCGGACUGCUGUCCGCACACUACCUGUCAACCAAACAUCCGGAACUGGCGCAAAUCACCGAUGACGACGUUGGGGCUCCGGGCGAAGAUCUGUAUAUCGAGAAAGCCGCCGACCUGGCCGAUCGCAUACUGAGCGCGUUUGAUACCAACUCUGGGAUUCCGCUUGCAAGUGUGAAUCUUAACAAAUCAGAAGGGAUUCCAGCGCACAACGGUGGUGGCGCCUCAUCGACUGCCGAGGCGACGACGGUGCAGCUCGAGUUUAAAUACUUGGCCAAAUUGACCGGAGAGUCGGAAUAUUGGACCGUUGUGGAGAAGGUGAUGGAGGUCAUGGAUAGGCUGCAGCCGCAGGACGGUCUCGUUCCGAUCUUCAUCAGUCCCGAAUCCGGACAAUUCAGGGGAAAUGAAAUUCGCCUGGGCAGUCGAGGAGACUCCUAUUACGAAUAUCUCGUCAAGCAGUAUUUACAAACCUCUGAGCAAGAACCAGUGUACAAGGAGAUGUGGGAUGAGUCUCUACGAGGUAUCCGGAAACAUCUGCUUACAUUUACCCAAAAAGCCCGGCUGAUGAUGGUCGCCGAGCUGCCCUCGGGUAUUGGAGGUAACCUUCAUCCCAAGAUGGACCACUUGGUCUGUUUCUUACCGGGAACCAUCGCGCUCGGUGCCACGGGUGGCCAACCACUAUCAGAAGCAAGAAAGUCAUCGAGCUGGACUCAGCAGAAAGAGGAAGAGAUUUUCAUCUCCCGAGAGCUAAUGAAGACGUGCUGGGCGACAUAUCUAGCCACGGCAACAGGGCUGGCGGGCGAGAUCACGUAUUUCCAGCUGGACAAUGAGCCCGUGAUGAUGGCGGACAAAUACCCCGACCCUCUUGCGCCGAGCAAUGCUGGAUCCACGCCCAAGGAACUGAAGAGUAUCUCCGGUCCGUUGACGCGCUCGGACAGCGAUCCCUGGCGCAGCGACUUGAGCAUCCACACCGCAGACCGCCACAAUCUCCAGCGACCUGAAACGGUCGAGUCCCUCUUCUAUAUGUACCGCAUCACCGGCGACGAUAUCUACCGCGAAUGGGGAUGGGAGAUGUUCGUCGCGUUCUUGCGCCACACCGCCGUGCUGGAGGAGGUGUAUGACGAGAAGGGCCUGUCCCAGAAACGCAUUAAGGGAUUCACGUCCUUGUCCAACGCUGACACGAUCCCUCCCCUCACGCGCGACAACAUGGAGAGCUUCUGGAUGGCUGAAACCCUCAAGUAUUUCUACCUGUUGUUUUCCGACCGCGACUUUAUUUCCCUUGAGGAACAUGUCUUCAACACCGAGGCCCAUCCGUUCCCGCGCUUCAAGCCUUCGGGCGAUCUCAAGACGGGCUGGGCACGCAAGCCUCGCUCCGCUCCUGAUUCUGGGUCUGAGCCCGGGUCUCUGUAG
Molecule: messenger RNA, 2067 nt
Organism: Penicillium riverlandense
Lineage: Eukaryota; Fungi; Ascomycota; Eurotiomycetes; Eurotiales; Aspergillaceae
Product: glycoside hydrolase family 47 protein
Exons: 3
Coding region: 1-2067 (688 amino acids)
Biological process (GO): carbohydrate metabolic process; N-glycan processing
Cellular component (GO): membrane; endoplasmic reticulum
Molecular function (GO): mannosyl-oligosaccharide 1,2-alpha-mannosidase activity; calcium ion binding
Source: RefSeq, a predicted model, not a curated record